This is a messenger RNA of Parnassius mnemosyne (clouded apollo), 717 nucleotides long. Lineage: Eukaryota; Metazoa; Arthropoda; Insecta; Lepidoptera; Papilionidae. The record is from the annotation of a GenBank genome assembly.
AUGGAAGAAAAGUUAAAUGAAAUGGAACAAGCUGGUAUCAUCACAAGGACAUCAACGCCUUACAGUAGUCCAUUGACAUUCACUCUUAAAAAAGACGACUCAAUUAGAGUUCUGCUUGAUGCCAGAAGCAUAAAUAAGAAAAUGGUUGCAGAAACAGAGAAACCAUCUAUACAAUUAGAUGUUUUGAAUUUAUUUCACGGAGCGAAUUAUAUCACUACCAUUGACUUAAAUAAUGCAUAUUUUCAAAUUUCGAUAAAUAAAGAUGGUAGAAAAUAUACUGGAUUCACAUUCAAUGGAAAGUCAUAUGUAUAUAAUGUUUUGCCGCAAGGAUUAAAAACAUCAGUAAGAAGCGUUAGCAGAGCCAUGAAUUUAAUAUUAGGACCAGAAGUCCAAGAAUUUUGUGUGAACUACUCGUAUUUAGAUGAUCUAGCCAUUAUUACAACAGGAACGUUAGAUAAACAUUUGGAGCACAUUGAUAUUGUUUUAAGUAAAUUGAACAAAGCUGGCUUAACUUGUAACUUGCAGAAAUGUGAAUUUAUUUGUAAAGAAUUUGAAAUGCUGGGUUUUAUAAUUUCAACAGAAGGCAUAAAGACAGAUCCCGAUAAGAUUCGAGCGAUCCAAGAGUUUCCAGCACCUAAGAAGAUUAAACAAUUAAGGGCCUUUUUAAGUCUAUACAAUUCUUAUAGAAGGUUUAUACCAAAUUACAAAAAAACGUAA